This is a messenger RNA of Moneuplotes crassus, 913 nucleotides long. The record is from the annotation of a GenBank genome assembly. NCBI's taxonomy places the organism in Eukaryota, Ciliophora, Spirotrichea, Euplotida, Euplotidae.
AUUUUCCAUCAUGAGUUCAGCUUUAGCCAACUAUUUUAACAGAGAGGAGCUUCCAAUGGAGGUAGACGAGAAGGACAUCAAGGACUUGGCCAAGUCCAAGCGUAAAAUGAUCUUACUCCCUCUUGGCACAUUUGGAAUCACUUAUCUGAUCAGAAACUUCCGUGAUAAGAUCUUUGUCUCUGGAAAUUUCCUUGUAAAUAUUAUGAAUGUUAGAGGGAAAUACAAGAACGAUUCUUAUAAUUCAAAAUCAGUUUCACAGUCUCUCGAUGAGGCCAGAAAUUCUGAAGACCCAUACAAAAUGAUAAAAGCUGAAAGAGAGCUGGCCAAGAAGAAUCUGAAAGAUAAUAGCGUUGAGAAAAUCACUAAGUCUAAAGUAGUGUAUAAGUCUAACCCAGACCCAUUCGCCAAGUUUCAGAGGCAACAAGGAAUUACCCCUGCUACUAAGAUGUAUAGUGGCAAUAAACAAUCAGAGAGUUUCCAGUAUAAAUCAGAAGCUGAAAGAUCUGCUGGUCUCGGCGGUAACCAGAUUAUGAAUAAAGGCUCUACUUAUACUAACAUGCUUAAAACUUACACCGACUACCAGCAAAAUGAAAGAUUCAAGACAGAAAAGUUCAAUGCAGAAGAAAGACAAUUUAAGAGAGAGAAAAGGUUCAAAAUAUUCAAGAAAAUUAAUGUAAUGAAAAUCAGAGACCUCAUAAUGGCUAAAAGGCUGAAGAACACAGGAUCCCUGUUCAUUAUCAUUCCCACUGUUUUGGCUGUCUUUGCUGGAAUCUCACAAUAUGCUACUACAUCCUUCAUGAUGUAUCUCAAAUACCAACCAAUGGUGGACAUGUACUACUUAAAACAAGUUGAGGAGGCUGAAGCAACUUCAGGUUCCCAGCAAUCAACCUCUUCUCAACAAGCAACAGCCUAA